CAUUGCGUGAAGAAGUUGUCUUUUGCGAUUGCAUAACGUGAAAAUCUUGUUUUGACUACAAGCAUGGCUCAAGUUAAAAUAGCAAUGGAUCUUCUGAAAGUUAAAGUGAAGGACUGUUGGCAGAACAUUUCAAUCAUAACUUUUAUUUUGGUGAUCUGCUUUGGGAUCGGUGCUUGGGUCGAAAUCAAUGGCCUCUGGGUAGAACUUCCAGUCAUCGUGCAAAGCAUCCCUGAAGGAUGGUCUCUGCCGUCGUAUUUGACAGUGAUGAUUCAUCCCACUAUAAAUGGAUUUCUCGUUUUAUCUUCUSUYAUUUUAAAAAGUGUUUUGUSUUUUAUCUUCAAGGUCCUAAUCAGUGUUUUAGCCGUUGUGAUUGUGACRUACUGCAAAGUUGCCAUCAGUGCGUUGAUGAGGGACCAGGGACGCAAACAACUCCUYUGGUUUGGUAUAAGUACUCAAAUUGGCUCRUGUGUUGGAGCCCUUUCUAUUUUUGCYCCAGUUAAUGUUUAUCACAUGUUUAAACAGGAGUAGGACUGAAUGCCUUCAGUCUGAUUCGUUACCCUUUCUUUUGUUGGGCUUCCUGUUUAAAUAAAACACAGGAAUACCAAACAAAAUUGAAAAAAUUGAAGUUUAAUUUUUAAUUUUGAUUUAUUUGACUUGAUUUUUUUCCAGUUUAGAUGGCACAAAUUCCUUGCAUUGUUUACAACAGGUUUUGAAGGACAGAAUCCCUCAUUUUAGAAGUUAAAUAGUUGUGCYAUUAGGUUAAAAUUAAUUGUCCAGACCAAACAUAAAUCACAGGGUAUCGCACUGAAUGUUAAAACUACAUAAGCAAGAGGGAGCUUUAUCAAAAUACAAUAAGAAAUGGUUAGUUUGGGUUUCCUGUGCUACAUCAUUUUGAACAUCUUGGAGAAAAAUGAUACACUGAGAAAUGUCUGUGCAUUCAAAGCCUGCAUAGCGGCCCUCUUGCGUUCCCUGUUCUCAAAGAGGGUCACUACUCUGGCUCAGUAUAAACAUUUAUGCUCAUAACACUUGUAUUGGUACAUUCCCCAGUCGCUUGUCUUAAUACUCGAAAUGGAACUAAAUUUUUUUUUUUAAUUGGGAAAGCAGGAUGCCUGUGUAGAAGGCUAAACCUAUUAUCAGUCUUACACAUAAGAAGURCUUCAAUACUAUUUCUUUGAUCAAACAAAACACAAGAAAGUCAAAAUUUCCGUUCAACUCAUUUACGUUAGGUUCCCUGUUACUUUAAUUGGGACGUUUAGGUCACGUGAUCAGUUACUACAGAACGCUUGAUAUUGCGUGUAGAUAUUUAUUAUUAAAAUCUGGCCAUUAACACUUCAUCAAAUCAAAUAUAUAUUAUUGUCUUUAAAAAAAUAGUACUUUUAAAAUACCAAAUAAUCAGGUAAAUUUUAGAUAACGACUGAAAUAUAUAUUUCAAUAUAUUUUUAAAGCUUUCAACAAAAUUGUAGACCUCGUGCAUGAAAACAAGCCUAGUUGUAAUAUAAUAGAUAUAAAUAUAAAUACUGUUUAAAAUAACUGACAAACCACUUUUGGUGCAAAUAUAUUAAUAUUCAUAUUUAAGCAUAAUAUUUAAAUUUUUAUGACAAGACAGAGUGCACACAAUGGGCUUCUACCCUUAUGACGUCAUGAUAUGGCGAAGUGCAUCAUGGUUGCUUGUACAARAUGGCGGACAAAAAAUUACAGAGGACGAAAUUAUGAUGCAAAAUAAGCGUUGUGCGUUGUCGAAUAUCAUGAGAGAAGAUGGCUCAGCACAUUGCAGUGUACUCAAAGACCUGUAUGAGCAAUACAAAUGUAUGCUGUUUGCAUAAAAGUGGUGGAAACUAGCGGUAAACUAGUGUGAGCUGCGUCGGUGUUUAUAAAAAUCCUUCGUCCGAGGAUUAACAUUCGGAAAGUCAGUAAGUUGUUUCACCUACUUUUKUACGGUGUUAAAUUUAUCUUCUUACACAACUGUUUGCAAAACCCUGACUUCGUCAAUCCCAUAAUGCAUMUCGCCAGAAAUAGUUCGACGUCGUAAGGGAAGGUCCCAUGUAGUUGAUUAUUUAGAAUUGUUGUAUAUUUGUCAUUUUGUGUCAUAGUUUUAAUGUUUUGCUGCUUUUAAAGUGUGACAUCUAUUGCGGAAGUAUAGAGAAGCAAUAGCAUCUUUCACUAUUUAUUUGAAAAGUGCAUACACUUAAAUAAUGAAAUAUUUAACUCAUGUAGAUUCCAGUGAAUUGCAGUAAGUUGAUUAAAACGUGAAAUGAAAUCUGA
Exaiptasia diaphana is the source of this 2262-nucleotide messenger RNA. RefSeq names its product solute carrier family 52, riboflavin transporter, member 3-B-like. Gene Ontology annotation, cellular component: plasma membrane. The coding region runs from base 64 to 528 and encodes 154 amino acids. The record is from RefSeq and is a predicted model, not a curated record. Gene Ontology annotation, molecular function: riboflavin transmembrane transporter activity. The transcript has 2 exons. Gene Ontology annotation, biological process: riboflavin transport. NCBI's taxonomy places the organism in Eukaryota, Metazoa, Cnidaria, Anthozoa, Actiniaria, Aiptasiidae.